AUGAUCAGAGUGUUUCUGAUUUUAGAAUUGGUUAUCCAUGAGAAAUUUGAUUGUGUAGUGAUUUGAAUUUGAAUAUCAUAUUAUCGUCGUGAUUAGAGUAUUCAUAUAAUGUCUGAAGAUCCAUUGAAAGAGCAAACAAUUGAACAGUAUAUCGAAUCGCUAUUUGAAAGUAAGAACAAAGAUGCUAAGAAGAGCUAUUUUCCAGAAAUUUUGUUUUUCAGCGGAGUUGCUUCGAUGUCUUUAUUAGCUGGAUUCAGUUCAUCACUUGUCCUUACGAAGAGAAAGGAUCCUGAAGCUUUUCAAAAAGGUCUUCAAAAUGUCCAAGCUGCUUUACAUGAAAACGGCGUUUCUCUUGCAUCGAAGGCUUUGAAAAGAGCUACAAUUUAUUCAGUUUCAGGAGCAACUUUGAUAUCUUUUGUGGUUUACAAAUUUCUCCUUCCCAAAACGUUACCAGCAAAAUCGUGAUUUUUUUCAACAAAAUUAAAUUGAAGUGAAUUGUUCCAAAUGAAAGAAGUUUAUCUUUCAACGUUCAAUGUUCAAAAACAUUAAAGUUAAAUAGUAGAUAUAUAAUGUUAUCCCAUUUGUCGAUAAUAACAACUCAUCAAUUGGAUCUAGCUCAUCCGGACGAUUGGCAACACAGAAAAAUCUGGCAAAUGCAACUCGUUCUGAUUCCACUUGUAUUAUAAAUGUCAUCGAUAAUAAACCAUCACUGUUUGUGCUUAGAUUAAACUUACAA
Molecule: messenger RNA, 736 nt
Organism: Panonychus citri (citrus red mite)
Lineage: Eukaryota; Metazoa; Arthropoda; Arachnida; Trombidiformes; Tetranychidae
Product: transmembrane protein 242-like
Exons: 5
Coding region: 109-465 (118 amino acids)
Source: RefSeq, a predicted model, not a curated record